CUCUACUUGAACCAUUCUCUCGUAGACACCCUGCUUAUCUACAUGCCUCUCGCGCCACACGAUCCCGCUGAAUCGCCGCUCUUCUUCCAGACAAAUACCACUCGGGGCCUCUACCCCAGAGUGAAAUCCUCCAGAAAGGGCUAGAAAAGAGAAGAGAGGGACGUCCACUCUCCAUACUUCCCAUCAUGCUCCAGGCUCAGACUCAACACCUCUUCUCCCACCAGCAUCAGUACCCCCAGGCUGAUUCCACCUGGCUCCAGCACCAGCAACAUCAACAGCACCAGUCGCACUUCCAACAGCAGCAGCAGCAUCACUCCCUUGCGGCCCAGCAUGCCGCACAGGCACAGGCUCAACAGGUGGCCGCAGCUGUAGCUCAGCAACAACAGCAACAACAGCAGCAGCAGCAGCAACAACAGCAGCAGCACCCACACUACAAUCGCCUUGCGCUGAGCGGUGCCACCUCUGCGAACAAUCCCCAAUCCGCUCAGGGCGGUCCCGAUAGCACCGCCCUCGGAGCUGCUGCAAACAUGGACAGCAUGAUCAGCGAGGAGAAUCGCAAGGUUCUCGUGUGGGUUGCUGAGCUGCUGGAUCCGAGCCGGAGGGAGACUGCGCUCAUGGAGCUGAGCAAGAAGAGAGAGCAGGUCCCCGAGUUGGCCUUGAUCAUAUGGCAUUCAUUCGGUGUUAUGACAUCGUUGCUGCAGGAGAUAAUCUCCGUCUACCCGUUGCUGAAUCCUUCCCAGUUGACUGCCGCUGCGUCAAACCGAGUCUGCAACGCCCUUGCUCUCUUGCAGUGUGUCGCCUCUCACAAUGAAACGCGGACUCUUUUUCUGAAUGCUCAUAUUCCACUCUUCCUCUACCCGUUUCUCAACACCACCUCAAAGUCCCGCCCUUUUGAAUACCUUCGCCUCACAUCCCUGGGUGUGAUCGGUGCUCUGGUGAAAAAUGAUUCGUCGGAUGUCAUCAACUUCCUUCUUACAACUGAAAUCAUCCCCCUCUGUCUACGGAUCAUGGAAACCGGAUCUGAGCUGAGCAAGACCGUGGCCAUCUUUAUCGUUCAAAAAAUAUUGCUCGACGAUAUCGGUCUCGCCUACAUCUGUGCCACGUACGAACGUUUCUAUGCUGUCGGCUCAGUCCUGAGCAACAUGGUCACUCAGCUUGUUGAGCAGCAGACAGUUAGAUUGCUCAAGCACGUCGUGCGCUGUUUCCUUCGACUUAGCGACAACAACCGGGCGAGAGAAGCCCUUCGUCAAUGUCUGCCGGAGCCACUUCGUGAUGCUACAUUCUCCUCUGUUCUCCGUGACGAUGCUGCCACGAAACGAUGCCUUGCUCAGCUUCUCAUCAACCUCUCCGAUAACGUUGUCGACACGUCUGCAGGUCCUACCAUUUAGCGCAGAAGGCCCUCGAUAUUCACAAUUAUCAUUGUGAAAGAAAAAAGAAAGAAAAUAAUCGGCAAUAUAAAAAGGAUCCUGUCAUUUUUAUAGAUAUGGUGACAAACAGGAAAGCAAAAAAAAGGGGAAGAAACGCUGCUGCUUCUUUUCUUUUUCCCCUCGCUUUACUUUGGUGUGAUUAAUUCUCUUUGAGCAUUUGAGAGUUGCGGGGAAAGAGAUAAGGAAGCCUUUUUGCCAUAUACCAUGUACCAGAUUUUGCCUGUUUUUUUCCUCGCCUUUUCUACAUGUGUGGGCGGAUUUUGUCCGUCUGAUACAUACCCCCUUUCGUUUCAAUCGCGUUCAAUGGUGUUUUCAUUAGCUGCUUAUUACCAAGUUGCUUUUGCAUUGUUAUUUUUGAUGUUUUUUUAUUCUUUCGCUCAUGGGCACUGGCGUGUGGGGAUUAUGGGGAAUCGAUCGGGGAAUAGGUGUGUGGCGAUAUAUGGUCUUCUGGGAGUUUUUAUGCCCUUCUGUUUCAAAACUCAUGUCUUCACUGUUUCCUCGCAAGUUGCCCCUAUGGUUGAUAUCACAAACAGCAUAUUUUCUCUUAUUGAUGUGUGGGAUUAGCGAGACCAUCUUAGUUUCAAGUUUGUGGGGGUUGUUUACUUCGCUUUUGUUCUCUCUGAUCUGCAAUGCUUCCCUGAUGUGCGGUGCGGCUUUUCAAUCUUUUUUGGACAAAAAAGCAAUAUUUGGUUCAUUUCAGUGGGCGAUAUGAUGGGUGGUAUUCUCCUUUUCCUUUUUUUUCCCCCUUCUUUUUUCCCUCGUUACCGAGCUGAGAAGAUGGGGCUUUGGGCUUUUGGGCUUCCAACCAUCCGCUUUCUCAAUGGAAUGGAUGACGGAAGCUGAUCGGGUUUCUCUGUGCUCUUU
Molecule: messenger RNA, 2291 nt
Organism: Coccidioides posadasii C735 delta SOWgp
Lineage: Eukaryota; Fungi; Ascomycota; Eurotiomycetes; Onygenales; Onygenaceae
Source: RefSeq, a predicted model, not a curated record